Phalaenopsis equestris is the source of this 2126-nucleotide messenger RNA. Its product is annotated as probable E3 ubiquitin-protein ligase ARI7. Gene Ontology annotation, biological process: positive regulation of proteasomal ubiquitin-dependent protein catabolic process; ubiquitin-dependent protein catabolic process; protein polyubiquitination. The transcript is spliced from 15 exons. Gene Ontology annotation, cellular component: ubiquitin ligase complex; cytoplasm. Gene Ontology annotation, molecular function: ubiquitin conjugating enzyme binding; ubiquitin protein ligase activity; zinc ion binding. The record is from RefSeq and is a predicted model, not a curated record. The coding region runs from base 313 to 2079 and encodes 588 amino acids. Lineage: Eukaryota; Viridiplantae; Streptophyta; Magnoliopsida; Asparagales; Orchidaceae.
CUCACCAUAGAAGAGUUGGCUGUUACCUUUCCCAUCCGUAGAAAUGACGAAUAAAAUAAUGCCGAGAUUCCUCCAUUGAGUUAAAAGUUCAUCGCCCUAGUUCGCUCGCUCGCUCGCUCGCUCUACUUUCCCAUCUAACACCUUUUCUCUAGAUUCGAUAUCUUAUGCUUCGCUUGCUUGAUCGAAUCAUGCUGCGGGAUUUUGCCUGAUCUACCCGCAACACACUUUAAAUUCCAGUCUGAUAGGUUAUCCCGGGGGUUCCUAGAGUUUCACUUUUUGUCUGGGGUGUCUAGGGUUCGCAACUGGGGAACGAUGGAUUCUGAGGACGACAUGCAUGAUGCCUAUGAUGUGGAGUCGUUGGAUGAGGAUUUCUAUAGCGGAGGGACACCGAUGGGCAGCGAGGAUGGCGAUGCCGAUUACGAUUUCGUGGACCACGACUCGGAGGACUCUGAGGACAUCACCUCGCAUCGCCAGCAGCAAAAUUAUACAAUCCUAAAUAUUGCCGAUAUACGCCAGCACCAGGAUGAAGAUAUAAGUAGAGUAUCUACUGUACUUUCUAUAUCAAGAGUGGCAGCCUGUGUUCUUCUUCGUCAUUAUAAGUGGAGUGUCAGUAAGGUGCACGAUGAAUGGUUUGCGAAUGAGGAAAAUGUUCGGAAGGCUGUUGGCUUGUUGGAAAGGCCAGUGGAAAUGCCUUGCACUAAAGAAUUGACUUGUGGAAUUUGUUUCGAAAGCUAUCCACGGGAUGAAAUGUCUGCAGCAGCCUGCAGUCAUCCUUUUUGUGGUUCCUGCUGGAGAGGUUAUAUUAGAACAUCAAUAACUGAUGGCCCGGGGUGCUUAAUGCUCCGGUGUCCAGAUCCAUCAUGUGGUGCUGCUGUUGGUGAAGAUAUGAUUAAUAUGCUGACCUCUUAUGAUGAUAAGGAGAAGUAUUCACGCUACCUGCUUAGAUCUUAUGUUGAAGAUAAUAGAAAGACAAAAUGGUGCCCAGCUCCAGGAUGCGAGUUUGCUGUGGAGUUCGUUAUGGGUAGUAGCAGCUACGAUGUUACUUGCAAUUGUUCGUACAGUUUUUGUUGGAAUUGUACUGAGGAAGCUCAUCGGCCAGUGGAUUGUGCCACUGUUGCAAAGUGGAUACUGAAGAACUGUGCAGAAUCUGAAAACAUGAAUUGGAUAUUGGCCAACUCAAAACCUUGUCCAAGAUGUAAGAGACCGAUUGAGAAAAACCAGGGAUGUAUGCAUAUUACAUGCACACCUCCGUGUAAAUUUGAAUUUUGUUGGCUGUGCCUAGGUGCAUGGUCGGAACAUGGGGAAAGGACUGGCGGUUUUUAUGCAUGUAAUCGCUAUGAAGCAGCAAGGCAGGAGGGAGCAUAUGAUGAGUCUGAAAGGAGGAGAGAAAUGGCUAAAAAUUCUCUGGAAAGAUACACUCAUUACUAUGAAAGAUGGGCUACAAAUCAAUCUUCUCGACAGAAGGCACUCGCAGAUCUGCAUAGUAUGCAAAUGGAAAAGCUCGAGAAAUUGAGUGAUAGACAAAGUCAACCAGAGUCACAGCUCAAGUUUAUAAUUGAGGCUUGGCUACAGAUUGUAGAGUGCAGGAGAGUUCUGAAAUGGACUUAUGCAUAUGGUUAUUACCUUCCCGAGCAUGAACAUGCAAAGCGGCAGUUUUUUGAGUAUUUACAAGGUGAGGCGGAAGCUGGUUUGGAGCGUCUUCAUCAGUGUGCCGAGAAGGAACUCCUUGUUUAUCUAGAAGCAGAAGCUCCCAUGAAAGAUUUCAAUGAUUUCCGCACCAAACUUGCCGGGCUUACUAGUGUGACCCGAAACUAUUUCGAGAAUCUUGUUCGAGCCUUGGAGACUGGGCUGAAGGAUGUGGGGCCGUCCAGUAAUCAGGCUACAUGUAGCAAGAGUUCAAGCUCAAAAAACCUCGUAGGGGGAAAGGGGAGCAAGGUGGGAAAGGCGAAGGCAACAGUGGCGAGCUCCAGGUCAGGUGGCCGUUCUUUGGAUGACGGAAAUCUUUGGUCUUGUGAGCACUGUACCUAUGCUAACCCAAGAUCUGCAAACACGUGCCAGAUGUGCGAACAGCACCGGUAGUUAGGGGACCGGUUAUCGAUAUUAUUUUUCUGUUGUAAAGGAAACGC